Menidia menidia (Atlantic silverside) is the source of this 1749-nucleotide messenger RNA. Lineage: Eukaryota; Metazoa; Chordata; Actinopteri; Atheriniformes; Atherinopsidae. The record is from the annotation of a GenBank genome assembly.
AUGCCCAACCAGAAGAGCAGCAAGGGGAAGAAGAGCAGACGCACCAACAGCAGCGGAGAUGAGCAGGAAAAUGGAGCCUGCGCGGCCCCCCCCGCCGCCGCCGCUGCUGCCGUUACCGCGGCGGGGGGGGGCGCGGCCGGGGCCGGGGCCGGGGCCGCCGCCCAGCCCGGGACCAGCGACCGCCCCAGCGAGGUCCAGUGCGCCACUCCUCUGGGCUGCAGCCUGGGCCGGCCCAUCCACCUGGAGAAGGACGACUACCAGCGGGUGCUGUGCAACAACGAGCUCUGCGCCUUCGGCAACUGGAUGCACCUGCAGUGCUUCUACGAGUGGGAGAGCUCCAUCCUGGUCCAGUUCAACUGCAUCGGGCGCGCCCGCUCCUGGAACGAGAAGCAGUGCCGGCAGAACAUGUGGACCAAGAAGGGCUACGACCUGGCCUUCAGGUUCUGCUCCUGCCGCUGCGGCCAGGGCCACCUGAAGAAGGACACCGACUGGUACCAGGUCAAGCGCAUGCAGGACGAGCGCAAGAAGAAGCCCUCGGAGAGGAGCGCCUCCGGCCGGACCGGGGCCGGGGGGGCGGCCGGAGGCUCCAGGGAGGGGCUCUUCGAGGAGCCCCGGAAGAGCAAACCCACCGGAGGGCCGGGUGGGGUCAAGCCAGCUCACCGGGCGUCCAGCCAGGAUCUGCCCCGCAGGCACUCGGUGGACCGGCAGAACUCGGCGGAGAGGGGGGGCGCUUUGGGAGGGGGACACGCGCCCGGGGGGCCUUUCCCUCUCGGGCCCUCUCAGAAAUCUCCGUGCGACUCCCCGGGACAGUCCCCCCCGACCAGCUUUACCUUUUCCCAAAGUCCCUCCCUGGGUCCGGCGGGCGGGGCGGCCGGCCUGCGGGGGUCCCGGCAGCUGGGGGAGUUCCUCAAGUCGGCCGUCCACAUGGACCCGCAGAGGAAGCAGCUGCUGAUGGGGGGGGCUCUGGGUCGGGGGGGCGGCUGCUCUUUCGGGGGCUCCGGCGGUGGGGGCGGGCCUCACCUGGACCCCGGCUCCGUCCUGCCCCUCCAGCUGUCCUUCGCCCUGCCGCUCCACCACCGGCUCGCCGCCGGGGGGGGCGGCGGCGGCGGGGGGGGGGAGGCGGCCCACCCGCACCCGGUGCAGUUCCUGAGGCGGCUGGACCUCUCGGAGCUCCUCACCCACGUCCCCCGCCACAAACUCAACACCUACCACGUCCGCAUGGAGGACGACGCCCAGGCCGGCCAGGGGGAGGAGCUGCGCAGGUUUAUCCUGUCUGCCCUCAGCGCCAGCCAGAGGAACGUGGUCAACUGCGCGCUGUGCCACCGCUCGCUGCCUGUGUUUGAGCAGUUUCCCCUGGUGGACGGGACGCUGUUUCUCAGCCCCUCGCGCCACGACGAGAUCGAGUACGACGUUCCCUGUCACCUUCAAGGUCGGUUGAUGCACCUGUACGCCAUCUGCGUGGACUGUCUGGAGGGCGUCCAUAAGAUCGUGUGCAUCAAGUGCAAGUCGCGCUGGGACGGGAGCUGGCACCAGCUGGGCACCAUGUACACCUACGACAUACUGGCCGCCUCGCCCUGCUGCCAGGCUCGUCUCAACUGCAAGCACUGCGGGAAGCCGGUGGUGGACGUUCGAGUGGGGAUGCAGUAUUUCUCCGAGUACAGCAACGUCCAGCAGUGCCCUCACUGCGGCAACCUGGACUAUCAUUUUGUUAAACCCUUCUCCUCCUACAAAGUGCUCGAGGCUUAUUGA